Seminavis robusta is the source of this 492-nucleotide messenger RNA. NCBI's taxonomy places the organism in Eukaryota, Bacillariophyta, Bacillariophyceae, Naviculales, Naviculaceae. The record is from the annotation of a GenBank genome assembly.
AUGGCUUCCUCCAAUCUCAGCCCAUUUGGAAACAAUCAGAAUUCCUCCCGCCACAGCCGAUUCUCGCAGCCGGCGGCCCCAAAAGCUUUUCCUUCGUCCCUGCAACAUGGCUCUUCCGUGGAAAAUUCAGCGUCGUCCUCCGCAGCCCUGUUGAACAGAAUCAAAGAACUCGAGAGGCUCCUGCGGGAGGAAGAAGGUGUAGACACACGACGAGUCUUUUCAAAAGUUCAGCUGGACACGGUGGUGACGAUUCCGACCGAAAGAGAAAGCGAUGAUGAUGAUGUCAUGGCCAGUGUCAACACUGCAGUCCUCCAGGCCUGUAACGGUGACAUUGAACGAGCCCAGUCCAUGGCUCGGAAACUAGGACUCGAGAAACCGAUCAGCGACCUCGAGAUCGACGAAGAGUCUGAUGAAUCUUCAAGCGAUUCGUCGUGUGCAGGUGAUGCCUUGUCCAAGAAUCCCGUAAACAAAAUUGCGGCAUUGACAGCGUGA